ACAUGUUUGGUCUCAUUGAGAGUUGGCUUUUUGACCAACUAGGAAUAAAUUGUAAUCUUAAAAAAAUUGAAGAUGGAAAUUUAUUCCAGGAUGGAUGUGUUUUGGUAAAAAUACUACAAAGCUAUGGUUUGGUUGAUGACAAGUUUAGUGGAAUUAUUCAUUCUACCGUUGACAAAACAGUGUGUAAGAAGAACCUUAAACUCCUGAAGCCAAUAUUUGAUAUGUUAAAAAUAAAAUACGAUGACACUAUUAUACAUGGUGUUGCUGAAAAUAAACCUGGAACAACUAUCAACCUUCUUUAUGAACUUUAUACCUGUCUUGAAAACAAACAACACCUCUACUUUGUGACUAAGAACAACUUUGAAGAAGCCUGUCAAGAGAAAGUAAAGAAUAUUCAGGGGUUGUCGGUGAAUACAAAUCAACAAAAACCUGAAAAACAUUCAUCUUCAGAUUUUUGCUUUGAACAACCCCUUAUAAACAAUGCAGAUAUUAUAAAUUGGUAUAGAGACAAGUAUAACAAGGUCAAACACAGCUUGAAUGCAAAAUUGAAGCAAUCAAAAACACCAAUAGCACAAAAAGGGAAGACCAAUUUAGAUGCAGCAUGUGAACCAUGUUUGUGGAAAUCUAAGACGGAUUCAGGAAUGAUUGAGAGUCUUCCUGAACUAAAUGCCUAUUCAAACAGCAGUGGAGACAAAAACCUCCUCGAUUAUAAAGACUUCAUAGCAAAAUACAAAAUCAAACAAAAUAACAUAGCUGCAAGAAAAAGUUUAGAAAAGGCAAUUCAAUAUGAACUAUUGAAAAGUACGUGGAAAAAGAUAGAGGAAAGUCAAGACAAAAUUUACAGCUCAGUUUUGUCAGCUGUUUUACUAAAACAGUCAAACUACGAGAAACAGAUACUAUCAAAAGUUGUACAAGCUCAGAAAGAAGUUCAAGUUCAAAAUGAAAAUAUAAUAUGGGCAAAACAGAGUGUUAUAAAUGAGCAGGAACAGAAAAUAUUCACAGACUUUGAACUAAAAGAAAGAUUUGAAAUGAUGGAACAAAACUAUUGGAAUGAACGAAAGCGUGUCUUAGAACUGCAUAAAAAGUUGUACAGAGAGAAAAAAGAAAUCAUUAAAAGGGAUCAUUACAACAUUUGUAAGGAAACGGUUGACGCAAUAGUAGAAUUGGCCUUAUCUGCCACUGAAUACAAAUUAAAGAAUAAUAUGGAAGUUUCUAAAAGUUUGUGGAAUAACUGGGUACAGCUAUUUGUUAAGUCUUUGCCUGUACGAUCCCAACUUCAGACUGUGGAGGAUGGUAUUUUGGAGGGUGAGGACGUUAACUACGAUGAAGCAAUAUCUUUUGAGAAAGAACAGGAUGAAAUAUUGAACGAAAUUGAAAUUGAUGACUAUUUAUCGACAAGGGGGAGAUGGUUUCACAGUGUUGUUCUCUUAGAACAUGGAGAUCCUAAUGAUAAGAAUCUCGCAGCCAUAGCUUAUCGAUUACUCUGCCUAAAAUAUCCUCUUCCUCCUUCCUCCCCACCACCUGAUCUUCCUGAGUUUAAGGUAACUGGUGUCUUGCUUGAUUUAAACAGCCCAAGCUCUAUCGAAACUAUAAAACUGCUUCUGAGCAAAUCAAGAAUUCAUGUAUUUGAUACGGAAUUGGCUGUAAAAAAGUGUAUUGAUCAGUGCAAAAUUGAAACCCCACAACCUGUAGAAGGUAAACCCAAUGACAAACCAAAAAAUUCAAAAAACAAAACUAUUGACGGUUCGAAACAGCUAAAGGGUAAAAAGAAGAAAGACAAGAAAAUGUCUAAAAAAGACAAACUGAAUGAUGGGAAGAUGGAGAAUUUAGAAUGCAUUGAAGACAUCAUAAAGGUUGUCAAUAAAGAAACUCAAACAUCAAUAAUUUCUGUCAAGGAAGAGGAGACAACAAGAACUCCUUUAGGGUUACUCGGUGAACAGGUUAACAAUAAAUUGAAAGAGGGAAAAAAUCUUGACGAUUGUGAUGUAGCUUCUAUUAUAGUUGAAUAUGUCAAAACACUGGAAGAAUAUGAUGGGUGGCUGCUGUUAAAUUACCCUACCACAAUCGAACAAGCCUUUGGUCUAGAGCUGGCAUUAACUGCCAAGAAAAUACCAGCUGAACAUUUUGAUUCAGAAGUAUUUAAACUUUUAUCAGAAAAGGAGACUGAUGAAUUUAGCAAUAGUAGAAAAUCGAGACUUCUAGAUUUACCAGAUGAAUCAGAGUCUCAACCAUUUGAGUCAUAUUUCAAGGUAUUUAUCAUGAUCAGGGCUGAAGAUAACGAAGUUGUACAAGGCGUGAAUAAAAUGUUUGAAGAUGGUAAAAGCAUAUAUGAAGUAGACAAUGAAUAUGAGGAAGUACAUGAGAACUCAGAUUUAUUGGAUAAAUUUUAUAGAAACUUUGAUAUUUACUCAAAUUUCAAUCUCAAAACCCCUGACCUAAACAGUCUGAAGCGUUUAGCUCGAGUCAUCUUACAAGAAAAUGGUAUUGAGGCUAAACAAUCCGGUGAUCUUUUUGGAGAAGAUAUUUUAAGUAAGUUAACAAUAGGCAAAAAGUCUCCCAAAACAGUGAAGGCUGCGAAAGGUGGCAAAGAAUCAAAGGGGAAAGUUAAAAAAGGAAUUAAAAAAGGCGACUUAAACAAGAAGUCUAAUGAUAUAAAUCAAGAUAACGUUGAAGUAAUUCAUACUGGUCACUGUGAAACAGAUCUUAAAACAACUGACAGUGCAACAAAUAUAAAUUUACCUCCACCUCAGCCAAGUGAAAACCAAAUGUCCAUUGUUAAAUUUGCAACUUUGCCACUUAAUAAUGAAUUUGGUAUCUUUCUAGCUACAAUGUGGGAAAAUAUAGAAACAUGUUACAUAAAUAGCUUGAAAAAUGCUUUGUUUGAAAAUAGAUUUAUAAACUUAAGACUCCAUCCAUACUGUGUGUAUGUGGAAAAAGAACUUAAAAAAGUAAUUGAACAACCAGACUCAAAACAAAAUAUUGUCAAUAAUUUCCAGGAACAAUUCAACAGCGUAAGUGAAGAGCUAAGGGCGCUUACUGAAAUGAAAAGUCAGCUUCACUGUAGAGUAUUGAAGCUGCAACAGGAUCUUUGGAAGAUUACAGAUGAAAGAAAACGAGAAGUAGAAGAAAAGAGGCAAGAUUUGAUCCAUGAAAAUUGGCUGGUUAACGAAAUAUGUUUGUUGAUCAAUAGUUUCUUGAGUUUAAUACAAAUAGAAGUUGAGAGAUCUUUCCAAGUUCUUCAACUUGUUAAUGAUUAUUUUAUGAACACGCUUGAAAAAAUGCCUUCAACCCUGAAAGUCCAUCCUGAGAUGGUGAAUAUUGACAGAAUAAACGCCGAGUCAUUUCUAAAUACUAUUCAAAAACUAUCUGGAGACUCGACAUUUGAGAAUAAUGAUGGAGACAAAAUUGAUAAACACAAUUUUAUAGCGAAUAGCUUAGUUUCUUGCUUGGAUGAACAAAAAACAAUAGAUAUGCUAGAGAAGAUUCUUUCAGAGAGAAUCAAAGAUGUAAAGUCAAACUUUACUUCCAUUUUAAAUGUUUUUCAUGGCCAAAAUAAAUCGGAGAAUAUUGAGGUAUCUAAAUCAAACAAAGCAGAAGUCAUAUCAAAAUCCCCAACAAGGAAAAAGCAAUCAUCAAUCAAACCGAAAAAGGAAUCUGUGAAGAAUAAACUUUCAACGAACUCUCGCAAGAGCGAACAGGAAGUGAAAAACAACAUUUCCGUCAAAGAUAUGAUCAUCGAGGCGUGGAAACAUACAAUAAACGACGAAGCUGAGAGGUUGGAUUUCCGUAUUGAUUUAAUUUAUCAAACUGCAAAAGAAAACGUGAUGGAGUUUUAUUGCUUUGUCGAAGCUGUGUUUUGUAACCGCUACAAGUCUUUACUGUCCAGAUACAACAAUGAAAUUUCAAACAUAAACGCGGUUUGUGACUAUAUAAGGAUGGCGAUAGAAGAAGAAUCGUCUUUGAAUCACCAACUUAUAUUAGGACAAGACAGACACUUCAUAGGUAUCAGAGGUGAUGCAGAAAAUUUCAAACAACAAAGUUCUGCACUGAGGGAACUCAAAGAAGAUUUUCAUGAGUGUUUAUUUACAAUUAAACAGUUAAAUCAGCUGCUUCUCAUCUUCAAGAUUUCUGCUCCUCUGGGUGUUGUAAGAAAACAGCCGCUUUGUUUCAUGUUCCAAGAUCUGAUGUUGCUAGAGUCUUCUGAACACUUUCCAUUUCUACCGAAGAUGUGGAACAGCCUGAAUGAACUUCAAUUAAGAAACGUCUUUGAUGAAAUUUUUGGACCAGAGUUUGGAGUUGAUUGGAAAGAUUUUAUUAUAUAUAACCUUGAAAUACCUUACCCAAAGGUAGACGACAUAUUAUGCCUAAGAAAACAGUUUUUAAUAUAUGACCUGGAAGAAACUGAAUUAAUUUCUGUAGAGCGUUACGAUGAAAUAAAUUUAUGGUUUGAAAGUGAACUUCCUGACAGCCCUGAACAAGGUUUAAGAUUUGCUUUGGUGAAAAAACUUCUAUCAGAAAUGUUUAAAGUGGAUGAAAAUCAUAUAAACUAUACCGCUUUACUCUUGUAUUUCUGCAAAGACUUAGAUCCAGUAAAUGGGCUCAAAAAGGCAUUGAGUUUGACUUUGGGUAGAAAUGUAAUAGUGACACAAUCAGAACUGGACAUGGUUCUUCAGAAUGAGGAGGAAAUAAACAAUGUUGUUGUUUCUCUGCUUGGUGAAAUAAUUGAUAGUAUAGUUAUUUUAAGAGAAGCGGCACAGGUUUAUGAAAUUGUUGAAACACCCUCUCAAAGUUUCUUGACAUGUGAUGUGUCAAGCAAAAGCAGUACCUGGCAAUCUAUUAGAUCUUUAAACUCCGGAAGAUUCGGUUCGUUGAAAAGUAACUCACAACUUGAUUCUCAUCUUUCGUCUAAACAUGAUGACGAUGGCCAAGCAUUCAAUAAGAAUAUCACAAACACCCUUCAAAUCACAAAGUCAUGGGUGACGAGAAUUCCAAUCACAGCUGUUUUAAGUGUUUUGAACGCCUCAUUCUUCUUCCAAGACAGAAGAUUUGAGUUGAAGACCCAAUACUUGAGCUGUUUGGAGGAACAAGGCGAUGAAGAUGGAAUGAUAGAGGCUUAUAAUUUGGUUAAUCUUCCCUGCAUUAAAAAGCUAUUCACCAUGACAAACAAAUUUAAAAUUUCAAAGCCUUGUGAUAUAGUGAUGAGAACAGUUUUAAAAAAAUAGUAGGAGUAAAUUUUAUAGAUUGCUUAAGGAAGUUAUAGUUGUGUUAGUA
Macrosteles quadrilineatus (aster leafhopper) is the source of this 5271-nucleotide messenger RNA. Its product is annotated as sperm flagellar protein 2-like. The transcript has a single exon. The record is from RefSeq and is a predicted model, not a curated record. Bases 3 to 5222 code for a protein of 1739 amino acids. NCBI's taxonomy places the organism in Eukaryota, Metazoa, Arthropoda, Insecta, Hemiptera, Cicadellidae.